AUGGAAAGAGAGUACCUUGAGAAAUGACUAAAUGAUAUAGACAAUUCGAUUAAAGAAGAAGAGCAAGGAUUAGAAAAUCUACAAGAAGCUGCCUUAUGGCCAGGGGCAAGCACACUGUCGUUAUCGUUAUCAAUACUUAUCUAUAAGGACUAUAGAAGUUUCCUAUGUUUGGCGCUGUAAUGCCGAUAAAUUCUGAUCGGAAUUUAUCGGUUUGGUUGCACCAAAUCAAUGCCUUGGUCGGACCAAAAAGCGAUUUGGUCCGACGAACUUGGAAAGCUCCUGGGAAAAUGUCUGCGCUUUCAGCGCUAUAUAGAGGAAACCUCUAUAUCUAAUCGUAAUGCUCCCUUCACCUGCUCGUAGAUUUUUAUACGACCUUAUAAAGGUUGCUCCUCUGGAUAAGAGCGUACACUCGCACCCGGGUAGUUGAGUUAGUUGCAUCACCGUGCAGUAUGCCAACAGGGUUGCCCGCGCUUGAAAAUUCAAAAGUACUGAAUUCUAGUAGACUCUUGACCAAGAUAGAAAUCAGUAGUCAGGGCUAAACUCCUGGUUUCACGUAGGGUAAUAUUCAGGAUUGCUUAAAAAGAAUGCCACUAACAACUUCGAGACCCAUCUAUCACUGAGGCAAAAACUUGGCAUUGGAGUAAAGAUGCUGUCGGCCAACACAACACUGCUCUCUUCUCAAAAAAAGCCCCCGCCGCAUACACAUUCCCCAACACCAUCAUCUCUUCCUAAUUAUCCCCGUGCGCCCUAUGGGAUGCCAGCUACAGGAGCUAAGAGGGUGGGUUGGUUCGCCAUGCCAUUUUAAUCUCUGGCAAGCACACUGUCAGAAAUAGAAAAUGAGUCCCAAGGCUUCAGCCAUUUCUCAGAAAGCAUCACUUCAGAUGUAAAAUUACCAGUAGAAGAGCGGCUAACUUACUACAAAGCUAGAUCUCUAAGAUCAAUUCAGCAAAAGCGGCAGCAGCAAGUACAAGAAGAAAUGGACAACCUAAAAAAUCCUUUGAUUUCAAAAAGGUCGCAAAAAUUGGCCUCAAGCAAUAGAGAUGGAAAAAUUGAAGAUAGAUUAAUGCAGGAAGGGAUAAAGCAAAAAAUGCUGCAGAUUAAAAAGGAAGCCCAGUUGUCGAAAGAGGCAAAAGUUCAGGCCAAUCCAAUAAUAACUCCUUUAGCUGCAAGCUUAAAGCGGGAAGGAGACAUUGUGGACAGACUUUUUGAAUACCAAAAAAUAUAUCAAGAAAAAUUAGAAAAUAAAAAAAAUGAUUCCCCAAAAGACUCCAAAGGCAUCCCAAAAAUAAAUAAAAUCAAUGGGAUUGAAAGCAAAUAUAUGAAGCCGAAUUCCCCAAAAACAGUCUACGUGGAAACAUUUUCAUAUAAACCCGAAGUCAAUAAAAAAUCAGAAAUCCUGGCUUCAAAGUUAGGAGACCCUAAAGACAGGCUCCUGCAAAAGCCAAAGGAAAAAAAUCUUGAGGACUCUGAGUAUACAUUUAAGCCAUCUAUAAAUAGAAGAGAAAAUGACCCAAAUAAAAUUGAAUGAUGGGAGUCAUUAUAUCAGCAUGGCCAGUUUAUAAAAGAAAAAAGAGAAAGAACAAAGGAAGAAAUGGAUAAAAUUAGAGAAGAUAUUUAUGGAAGUGAUUUACUCUGAAACUUUACUCAUCUACGAAUUUUAUUAUUAUCGGUUUCGGUUUAUCUUGUGCACACUUUUAUCCAAAAUGCCAAAUAUGACUUAUAAAAUUAAGGUCAGUCACUUUGUCCAAGAUUUUAGGACGUAUAGGAGUUUUACCGCUUGUAAGAGCCGAGGAGUAAAACCCUUAGGUGGAAUAGCGCUGAGUAAAGUAUAUAUCAAGGUCAACGUGACCAGUGAAGGCUUUCUAGCUCUUUUAUUGGGGUCUUUUGGAAUACUUGCGUGGCAAGAUGGCUUCUGAUGUCAUCAAUUGGGAGUUAAAAGGGAGGUUUUGACAUUAGAGAUUAUUACUUUAAAAAUCUGAUAAUUAAUGUUAAUGACAAAAUUAGAGAAGAGACCCAAAUUUGACCUUUAAACCGACUAUAGUUACAAAAGGGCAUAAGCAAGAAAGCAAUGAAGAAAGGUUUAAAAGACUCGAAGCAUGGAGUAAGCAAAAAGAGCAAAAAAUAGAGGAAGCAAAAGCACAGAAUUCAAAUAAAGAUUUAGAAGGCUGUACUUUUGCUCCAAAAAUCAAUAAAAGACUUUCAUCGAGCAAGCCAAAAAUCGAAACAAAAGGAGUUGAUAAGUUUUUACAAAGGCAAGGAUUAGCUAAAAAGAAUAAAAAUGAAAAUGAUUCACCAAAGAAGUAUCAAACUGAGACCCGUAAUGAAGAUAUUUCGGCGGCUGAAUUUGAAAAUGCGAUGAAAGCUCUUCAUGAUGAGCUACAUUCAAUUAAUUUAAAUAUGUAA
This is a messenger RNA of Blepharisma stoltei, 2403 nucleotides long. The record is from the annotation of a GenBank genome assembly. NCBI's taxonomy places the organism in Eukaryota, Ciliophora, Heterotrichea, Heterotrichida, Blepharismidae.